AUGCUAGCAGCUAGCUUUGACGCCGCCGCUUUUGGCGAGUCCCACAUCACCAAGGGUAUCGGCCGUCUCUCGAAGCACGUCUUUGAGGAUGGUAAAGGCAGCUGGAUCACCACUGACAAGGGUGUCAAGCUGCUCGACAUGACUUCCGGUAUCGGCGUCUGCAAUUUGGGACACUGUCACCCCAAGGUGACCGAGGCUGCUGCCAAGCAAUGUGGCAAGAUCACCCAUGCACAGGUCAACAUCGGCUUUUCUGCUACCCAGAUCGAGCUUAUCCAGCACCUCCUUCCUAUUCUCCCCCACCCUUCCCUUGACACUGUCUUCUUCUGGAACUCUGGUGCCGAAGCCGUCGAGGCAGCUGUCAAGCUCGCCCGAGCUGCCACCAAGAAGCAAAACAUCAUCGUCAUGCAAGGCUCUUACCACGGCCGAACCGCUGCCACCGCUGCUCUCACUCGAUCCAAGACCAUCUACGGUGAAGGUCAUGGUCCACUCAUGCCCGGUGUCUUUGCAACCUCUUUCCCCUUCUACUCCCACUUUGGCUUGUCCGUCGACACUGACGUCGAGGAGCUCGUGCGUCAGUCGCUUUACCAAGUUCGCUUGACAUUGCAGCAGCAGACUGCCCCCUCUGACACAGCUGCUAUCAUCAUCGAGCCUGUCAUUGGUGAGGGUGGCUAUGUCCCAGCUCCCGCGUCUUUCCUCCACGGUCUUCGCCAGAUCUGUGAUGAGAACAAUCUCCUUCUCAUCUGCGACGAGGUUCAGUCAGGCUUCGGCCGCACUGGCACCAUGUUUGCCGUCGAGGAUUCUGGCGUUCGCCCCGAUGUACUCAUCUUCGCCAAGGGUAUCGCUAAUGGUUUCCCCCUCUCCGGCAUUGCAUCAACUAACGAACUCAUGAGCCGUCAAAAGCCAGGCUCCAUGGGCGGCACCUACGCCGGUAACGCAGUAUCCUGCGCCGCUGCCACCGCUGUCAUCAAGGCCUUCGAAGAGGAGAAAGUCCUCGACAAUGUCGCCAAGCGUUCCGACCAGCUCGUUUCCUUCCUCAACAGUCUCAAAAAGGACUCCGAAUACGGCCACCUUAUCGAGGACGUUCGCGGACGAGGUCUCAUGAUUGGUGUCCAGUUCUCCAACACAUCCACCAACGCAGCUUCGCAGAACACAACAGCAGCGGCAAUGGGAGCGAAGAAGGUCGAGCAGAUCGCACCAAAGAUCGUCGCCGAGUGUCUCAAGCGUGACAUGCUACUGUUGAGCACGUCAGCGUUUGACGUGUUAAGGUUCAUCCCUCCUCUCAACAUUAGCGAGCAGGAGUUGAGCCAGGCUUGCAGCAUCUUCAAGGAGUCUUUUGAGGCUGCGGCUAAGGAUCUUGGUCACUAG
Messenger RNA from Ustilago hordei, 1365 nucleotides. Its product is annotated as putative 4-aminobutyrate aminotransferase. Lineage: Eukaryota; Fungi; Basidiomycota; Ustilaginomycetes; Ustilaginales; Ustilaginaceae. The transcript has 2 exons. The record is from RefSeq and is a predicted model, not a curated record. Gene Ontology annotation, molecular function: pyridoxal phosphate binding; transaminase activity; identical protein binding. Bases 1 to 1365 code for a protein of 454 amino acids.